AUGAAAUCUCUUCGCUUACAGUUAAAAUCAUUGUACGCGAUCGUGCUGUCGCUACUUCUACUAACGUCCGCAUUUUACGUCGAUGCAUCGUCUGAGUUGCUUGAGUGUCCGGCCAAUCGUGCCCUGGCGCAACGUUCCAAGCGCUGGAUCUUGAGCUAUCCCAUCAACGGUGGUGUGGCAAAGAUGGUGUUUGGUUUCCUGUCUCCAGUACGAUUCCAUCACCCACUACCGCGCAGUUUGAACUUAUCGUUGAACAUUCAGGCUAACUAUCGUAUCCUGCCCACUAUCAUCUUCCCUCGUCCGGAAUCAAUAUUUAAAAAUCGAGCUAACAGUGAGUACACCGACACGUCCCGGAAGCAAUUCUAUGAAAUGGUAGAACACAUGCUAACCGGAUGGAACCGUAAUGGUCGGUUUUGUUUGUUGCGGACCAUUUGUGAGGUUGCCGAAACAUCAUUGCGACAUAAUGGAUUGGUUGGUGAACUUUUUGAAGUUAUAUUCACACCGCACGAGACCGAUCAAUUGGAAAGUGAAUAUACUAUGGCACGUAAAUACGGUGCAAAUGGCGUUGAUUGUAUGAGGAUGUACUCAGAUUGUCCUCUAGGGCAUGGUUUGCUCGAUACCAUCAGUGCUAUUCAAAUGUAA
Anopheles maculipalpis is the source of this 642-nucleotide messenger RNA. RefSeq lists its product as uncharacterized. The coding region runs from base 1 to 642 and encodes 213 amino acids. The record is from RefSeq and is a predicted model, not a curated record. NCBI's taxonomy places the organism in Eukaryota, Metazoa, Arthropoda, Insecta, Diptera, Culicidae. The transcript has 2 exons.